AACCAAUUGCGAGUCCAUUGUCGGCAGUGAGCCUAGGGCCGAGUGAGGGCACGUCUGCCACGAAUUGGUGCAGGGCUUCUAAGAAAGCUCGGAUUCAAACAAAAGAGAACUCGCGUCGAGUGUGAUCGGCAUUGGAAUCUUCCGCUCCCCCCAACAGCGGCUAAAGUUUGGUCUAGGGUAACUCGAGCUCCAAGACAUGAUGACAUCAAUCCCGAAGAAAACCUCAGCAUCUGGACCACGAAGAUUCUGGUGCAUAGAUUUUUCUUGCUUUACGUGUCGAAUUGCGUUCAGCAGUGCAGGGCGCAAUUGUUCACCAAUAAUGCAUCGCCAUAGCUGACAUGGCUUUGACCGAUCACCCCAAAGCCUACGGCACUGCUGCCGUAGCAUUCGCCUUCACAGCUGGCAUCCUCGUCACGCUUGGCUUCAAAGACUUCUAUCCUGACCUCGAGCGUCGAUACCAGCGCAAGAUCCGGUCUGCCAAGGGCCCUCUGGCCUCAGCCGGGGCGCCAAAUACAGGCAGCGCCGCUGUUGCGCGUAGGGACAGCAUCUUUUGGGGACCACCGGUACAACUCGAGGACCACGAGGCGAACCCCGACAUUCACCAUGAUGAGAUCGCAUCCGAGGGUAUCGAGGCCUGUAUAGGCAACACGCCGUUGCUCAAGAUCAAAUCGCUAUCGGAGGCAACGGGGCGCACAAUCCUAGCCAAGGCUGAGUUUCUCAAUGGCGCCGGCAACAGUCCGAAAGAUCGCGUGGCAUUGAACAUAAUUCGCGAGGCCGAGGCCCAGCGUCUGCUCACACCUCAUCGAGGCGACACUAUAUACGAAGGGACUGUUGGUAGCACUGGUAUAUCACUGGCGACAUUGGCGCGAGCCAAGGGAUACAGGGCGCACAUUUGUAUGCCAGACGACCAGAGUUUUGAAAAGUCAGAUCUGCUGCACCAUCUGGGCGCUACUGUCGAACGCGUACCCGUUGCCCCGAUCACCAGCCCCGACCAUUUUGUCAAUCUCGCGAAGAGGAGGGCGAUUGAGCAUGAGCGCAGACACAACGAUGGCAGCAAGGGCUUCUUUGCCAAUCAGUUCGAGUCCAAGGCCAACUGGCAAGCCCAUUUCCGCUCGACCGGUCCAGAGAUCUGCCAUCAAACAGACGGCGAAGUCGACGCCUUUGUCGCUGGUGCCGGAACUGGAGGCACAAUCGCCGGCGUCGCGCGUUACCUCAAGGAGGAGGCCAACUUGCAGAACGUGAAAAUCGUUCUCGCCGACCCCCAGGGCAGCGGCCUAUUCAACAAGAUCAAGUACGGCGUGAUGUACUCUGCCACUGAGCGUGAGGGGACCCGAAGGAGACAGCAGGUCGACUCCAUUGUGGAAGGAAUCGGCAUCAAUCGUGUGACGGACAACUUCGAGGCUGGAAGAGACCUUGUCGAUGAUGCCGUCAAGGUCACCGAUGAGCAGGCUUGCAGAAUGGCCCGCUGGCUCGUCGAGAAGGACGGCAUCUUUGUCGGCAGCAGCAGCUCGGUGAACUGCGUGGCAGCAGUCGUGGCCGCCAUGAAGCUGCCCGCAGGUAGUCAAGUGGUGACGAUACUAUGUGACUCUGGUACAAGACACCUCAGCAAAUUCUGGAAACAGAUCAAGGAGCUAGGGCUUGAAGAGGAGGAGGCCACCGACGUCUUUGAAGCGCUCGGCAUAUCGAAGAAGAUGUGAAAAUGACGGGCGCGAGACAGGUAGUGUUUGUCGAACUCGACAGUCACUAGCACUGGUGUGUCUCAGCUGGCCAAUGUCCUGGUUUGAGAUCUCUCUAGUCUACCUAGUGUAUUGUAUCGGUACAUGUACGAUAGCCGCAUCUUAUGACCGUUCAAUUCAUCCCUCGACGCGCCCUGCUGCGCAGGACAAGAUUUGAACCUGACCGCAGCUGCCGAUGCCCAUGAUUCACGGUGUCUGUAUCCU
This is a messenger RNA of Emericellopsis atlantica, 1940 nucleotides long. RefSeq names its product tryptophan synthase beta subunit-like PLP-dependent enzyme. The transcript has a single exon. Bases 339 to 1697 code for a protein of 452 amino acids. NCBI's taxonomy places the organism in Eukaryota, Fungi, Ascomycota, Sordariomycetes, Hypocreales, Bionectriaceae. Gene Ontology annotation, molecular function: cysteine synthase activity. The record is from RefSeq and is a predicted model, not a curated record. Gene Ontology annotation, cellular component: cytoplasm.